Zymoseptoria tritici IPO323 is the source of this 435-nucleotide messenger RNA. RefSeq lists its product as uncharacterized. NCBI's taxonomy places the organism in Eukaryota, Fungi, Ascomycota, Dothideomycetes, Mycosphaerellales, Mycosphaerellaceae. The transcript has a single exon. The record is from RefSeq and is a predicted model, not a curated record. Bases 1 to 435 code for a protein of 144 amino acids.
AUGGUCACUUCCCGUUGGGUAGUUGCGUAUGUUCAGCACGCCGAGUACGCCGCUGCUCACAGUAGUCAACGUCGCUCGACUUACGAUCGCGGUACCCUCAGCCAGAUCUGCCAGGACGCCCAGCUCAACAUCAGCAGCGGCAAGGGCUUCUACACCCAUAACGCUGUCGUCCACAGCGACGCCAUGCACAAGGAUGGAUACGUUCACCCCACCAUCUUCAACUCUCGCCUUCAGGGUCACACGCCCAUGCUCAACGCCCAACGCCCAAACUUUUGUCCUUCAUGGACUGACUGGAGGAUGGAGAGGUGGAGCUGCGGGAGUCGGAAGGAUGGAAGACGAUUGAGAUUGGAUGGGUUCAUGACUGACGGGUUGAAGCAAAGUCUGAGUGGGACAGCUGGAUGGAGGUCCGACGCUGGGGCUGGUUUUGUAUCAUAG